AUGGGUGUACAGAACAAUGAUAAACGGAAAACGUCAGAAAACGGGUAUAAAUUCGUGAACUCUCUGUCAUACUGGAUCGAUUGUCAGAGUAAAUAUGGGUGGGUUGUUGCUGCGAAUUCAAAUGGACAAGGAUUAUCUUUUAAGCUGGCGUUAAGGGCUUUUAAAAAGUCGCCUCUUUUCUUUGUCCGAUUAUCCUCACCGCUCACUGUAAUUAUUACUGAAAUCUUUAACUGCUUCUUUCUUUUCGCUCUUUAUUUUUCUUUCUUUAUUUUUGUCUCUUUCUUUCACUCGUACUUCUCCUUCUCUAUUACAUUUUUAUUUAUGUCUUUCUUAUUUUUUCUUCCUCUUUUUUCUUCCUCGCUUUCUGAAACGAUUCUUCCAUCUUACAAACAUUAUUUCUCUCUUUUUUUUUUCUUAAAGUCUCAUUUUUGUUAUUUUUCUUUUUCUCCUUCACUUUUUUAUUUUCUUUCUCCUUCAAUUGAUUAUUGUAAUUUUCUUUGUUUUCUUUCAUCUCUCUUUCUUCCUGUUAAUGCAUUUCCCACAAUUUCAUCGGUCCUCCAUGACUCUCUCCUUAUUCGUUCUUUUUCUUAUUCGCUUUAUUUCUCACUCUAUCUUUCUCUCACGCACACAAACACAUACACACAAAUACACACAUGCAUUUUAUUAAUGCUCCCUAUUUUGUCCCGAAUUUAUUUCUUUUACUUUCUCUUUUUCAAUAUGUCUCUCACACAUAUGCAACCACAUGCACGGACACAUCAGUGUCAGUUUCUCUCUCUCUCUCUCUCUCUCUCUCUCUCUCUCUCUCUCUCUCUCUCUCUCUCUCUCCACGCACACAUCUUCCCCAUUUAUAGUUUUGUAUAA
This is a messenger RNA of Acanthosepion pharaonis, 861 nucleotides long. The record is from the annotation of a GenBank genome assembly. NCBI's taxonomy places the organism in Eukaryota, Metazoa, Mollusca, Cephalopoda, Sepiida, Sepiidae.